Molecule: messenger RNA, 459 nt
Organism: Protopolystoma xenopodis
Lineage: Eukaryota; Metazoa; Platyhelminthes; Monogenea; Polystomatidea; Polystomatidae
Source: the annotation of a GenBank genome assembly
AUGGGCGGACGCGUAGAGAUUCAACUGGCUACUCAGACUUCAUACAUGUUUAUAUGCAUCCUGGUUUGUCAGAUGUACCUAAUGGCAGAGUCGGUUGUCCCCUUACUUGUUUACAAGCCUGUUGCGUUUAUCCCUGGGGCCCACUUGAAGGGCACUAUGGUAACAAACCGUCCAUCUCAUGUUCAAGUAGUCUGUAUAGGGUCAGGCAGUCAACUUGAGAAACUGUUCUUACAACAGGAGACAUGGCGUCGAGACAUUGGCAGGUUAACAUUGGGACCGAUGGGCCCGUUCUCUCAUCUCACAGCACAUCCCACACACAAGCAACCAAACAUACACAAGCGCACAAUAUCUCCUACCUUAGAGUAUGAGAGUACACAAGCGUCCGCACUUGUGAGCACCCGUCAAAAGGGCAUAACAAACAAAAUGCUACUGUUCAAAUGGACUGGAACAGGCCUAUAA